This is a messenger RNA of Penaeus chinensis, 3709 nucleotides long. RefSeq names its product OTU domain-containing protein 3-like. The transcript has 8 exons. Gene Ontology annotation, molecular function: cysteine-type deubiquitinase activity. Lineage: Eukaryota; Metazoa; Arthropoda; Malacostraca; Decapoda; Penaeidae. The record is from RefSeq and is a predicted model, not a curated record. Gene Ontology annotation, biological process: protein deubiquitination. The coding region runs from base 365 to 1561 and encodes 398 amino acids.
ACGUGGGCAAAAAGGUGAAAGUCUCUUAUUUUCCUCUAUUUCCUUCCCAAGUCAUGAUGAAUUAGAUGUGAAAAAAGACACAGAAAACACAAGGGGAGACCAUGGUAACUCUGCUAAAUCCAGGAAGUGAAAGAGGGAAGGAAAAUUCCUAAAAAAAAUAGUACAUAAAUCCACCCGAUGUAAAUAAACAGACACCCGGAGCAAUCAGCUGAUCUCUCCUCCUGAGGGAUUUUUCCCCUUUUUCGCGUGGUGGAAAAAAAAACAAAAAAAAAAUAGAAAAAAGAAAAAAACGUUGUGAGUGCAGAGUGAGUCUGUUUUUGGCUUAGAUCUUGGCCUUGUGACCCAGAUUGAGGCAGAGGAAGAGAUGGCUCGUAAGCGUGAAGAGAGAGCUAUUAGAAAUGCACAGCGGGCAGCUCGGAAAGCCCGUGCUUCUCAAAGUGGACAAGACCCAAGCUUCGUUUCUUUGAAGCAGCAGUUGGCGGCCAUGGGACUAACCCUAAGAGAAAUACCUGGAGAUGGAAACUGUUUAUUUCGCGCUCUAGGAGAUCAGCUAGAUGGAACGCCAAACACACACCAAAAGCACAGACAAGAUGUUGUUGCAUACAUGCGACAGCAUCGCAAUGACUUUGAGCCUUUCGUUGAGGAUGAUGUCCCCUUUGAUAGGCACUUGAGUAACUUGGCUGAACUUGGAACUUAUGCUGGAAACGACUGUAUUGUUGCUUUUGCACGCCUUCAUGAAGUUAACAUUGUAAUUCAUCAACUAAAUGCUCCCCUUUGGCAGAUUUCUGGAAUUGAAGGUAAAAAAAAUAUUCGCGAACUCCACAUAUCAUAUCAUAAUGGUGAUCACUACAAUAGUGUCCGCAGAACUGGAGAUGUAACAACCAGUCCUGCAAGCAUCAAGUUAGCUGUUCAGGAAUCCUCAAAUGAUACCAAAGAUAAAAAGAAGAACGGGAGCAAAUCCCCUGAGAAGUCCUACGGUGAUGACUACUGCCAGGACUAUGGCCAGGACUACGGCCAGGACUAUCCAGUGUGGUCGGGGGAGGGUUACGACUACUCAGAGCCAGUGUAUGAAGGUCUCUCCAAGGAGGAGCAGAUGGUCAUUGAUAAGACAGGCUGUGAGGAUCUGCAGCUGAUCAGGUUUCAGCUGGAGGCCCAUGAGUACGAUGUGGAGGAAGCCAUUGACUCUACACUCAGCUAUGUCAUCUCACAGCAGAAAGGAGAAAACCCUCAAAUCACACUCAGCAGUAAUGGCAUAUGGGGACCAAAUGGGACUGGAACUCGCAUAUUUGGGGAGGGCGCAGCCACUCCCCUGGUCCCCCCAACAUCCAUCCAUCCAAGUUACCAAAAGAAGACAGUGCAGGAGAAGCUCCAGCAGCGCCUGCGCACACAACCGCACAUGUCUAACGCCAAACGCAAGGAGCUGAAGAAGCAGUUGAGGAAACAGCAAGCAAAUGACAGGAAGAGGCAGCAAGCAAGCUAUGACUCGGAUGACCCGACCUCAAACCCCAGUGAUGACUCAGAGGUUAUCAUCGUCAAAGACAUUGGCUGCCUGAGUAUUUAAGUGACGUAGAUGGUACACAGUACAUAAAGAUGUUAGUUACUUUACAAGGAUUUAGACAUUAGCUAUGAGUGCUGAUGGUAACAGAUUGAAAACAUUACAUGAAUGGAUUAUUACUUUAUAACUUUAUAUUAACUGAUGAUGCAUGACACAUCAGUGUUUAUUGUGAUGUAAAAAAGUAAUUAAAAUAGAAGCUUUAUUGGGAGGGGAGGGGAGGGGGGCAAAACCUGUACAAGAUAGCAAAUUCUUUUUUUGAGAUGGUUGACAUGCAUUUAUUAAAUCUCAUAUUCAAUUGAUAGCUGUCAGGCAACAGAUAUUCAAAGGUAACAAAAGCGUUAGGUAAGGAGACAUCUUUUCAUUUAGCUUUGCCUUUUGGCUCAUAGCAGUCAUGUGUGGAAGUGAUUGUGCAAGGAAAAGAGGAAACAGAAGAAGAAAUAAUAAAAAAGACUAGUCGUGCAAAUAAAAGUCACUGUUUCUUUAUUUUAAGAUGUUUAUGAAGGAUCUCUGCCCAUUCAGACAAGUAAGAAAAACAAAUGGUAACAGACCUUUUGUUAUUUUGUGAAUCUUAUUUGGUGGAUCUUCAAGAUAGUGUUUGAGAUGGUUUAUCUGCCUGUAGGUCUGUAGGUCUUGGGGAGGGUUAAUACCCUUUGCAGAAAUAACCAUAAAAGUAAAAGAAAGAAGGAUAUAUCAUGUAGGCAAGAAAAAAUAAUUUAAAAUGUAAAUCAUAGUUAUUAUAGUAAUAAUUAUUUUAGUUAUUUUUUUCAUGCUGUUGACUUAAUUGUGAGUAUAGGUCUUACAUUCUCAAAGGUAUUACCAAAAAAAAACAAAAACAAAAUUAGUUUUGUGCUUCAGGGUUCAAAGCUGGUAAAGAUACACCCUUUUUAUAUUUUUCUGGUCUUUGUCUGUGAUUGUACUUUAGGAAAGGGCUUUAAUCAACUGUCCAUUUGUUCUUCAAAGACUACCAGUUGUAAAGAAGACAAAUAUUGCAAACUAUGCUAAGGCAGUAACUUGCCUUUAUACACCAGGUUGUUUCUUGUAAUUUAAUUCUCAGUAAAACUGCAGUAGAUAAAACCAGUGAAUGUGUAUUUUAUUUUAUAAUCAGUGUAGGGCAGUUCUAAUGUGAUCUGUAAAGACCUUCAUAGUAGAUGAUAUGUUUAUUUGCUCUACAUUUGUUUACAUUUAAUGAGGCAAAGAAAAAGUAGGAAGAACCAAUUGUAAGACAUGUGCAUCAACUUCUCAUUUCUCAAGCCCAUGACUAUGAUAUUAGUAUCACCAUAUUUUGUCUCACCACUCACAUUCACAAAUAUUUAUUAACUCUAAAAAAGCAGAGUCUUGUGUGAGGACCUGUGAUUAUAUUACUCUUUUACUUCUCUUCUUGCAAGUGCUCAACCUCCAAUUCAACAGCUGCUUGGUAAACUGCUAGUCACUAACUCUACUGCAGAUACUUCCUCAAGAUUUACAGGUUUGCAGUUUGGUCAGCUGACUGCCUGAUCAAACUUCAUCUGGAUACAGUGUGCUGUACUUUUUUGUAUAUGUAUAUUGAGGUGUAUACAUUUUGUUAUACAACAGUUGUGGGCUUUUAAGUGAAUUGGAUGAGACUGCAGUUGAUUUUUCUGUGAUAAGGAAGAAAUGGAAGUGUAAGGCUUGCAUUUUAUAUAUUCACCAUUGGAAUAAUUAAUAUUCACUGGAUGCAACAAGUAACUGCUGCCAAUUCAGAGCAAUCUACUGCACGUUCAUAUCCAUCUCAAAUUAUGAUUAAGUUUUACUGUUAGUAGGCAUGUAACUAAAUGAUUACUGACACUAAUAAGGAGCAUAUAGCAGAGGAUCUUGUUAAAGUUUAGAAAAAGAGAAACCAAAAAAAAAAAAAAAGACACAAUUAGGAUAGCAAGUCUCUUGGAGAUACUGAAAAAGGAUUCUAAAUAUUAAAUGCCUAUUAUGAUACUAGUAAUAUUUGAAAUUGUCUUAUAUUUCUACAUUACGUACUGUAAGCUUUUUGGAAUUCUUAUUCAAGAUAGAGCAAAUGUUCACUAUAAGCACUCAGAAACUUUUCUUAAGAGGUGUUAUUCAUAGUGGUCUGCUAUUGAGUGACAUGCAUCUGCAGACAAAUUUACACAAGGCUGUAUAACUGCAAAUGAAGAAUAACUUUUGAAA